AUGGCUUCUCCCCUCUCCACGAUGAAAUUUUGGAAGCCGGGCUCCGAGGCUCCGGGCAUCUCGGAGGAGCGCGAGCUCCACGCGGAGUCCAGCGGCUCCCCGGUCAUCUUCAACCCGCACACGGCCCUCUCCAUCGAGAAGCAGCGGCAGAAGCUCCCGGUCUUCAAGCACAGAAACAACAUCUUGUACCUGGUGGAGAGCUUCCAGACGGUGAUCAUCGUCGGGGAGACGGGAUGCGGGAAGACGACGCAGCUGCCGCAGUACCUGCUGGAGGCCGGCUGGGCUGCAGAGGGGAAGGUUAUCGGUGUGACACAGCCCCGCCGCGUGGCCGCCAUCUCCGUGGCUAACCGGGUAGCGGAGGAGCGGGGGGCCCUGUUGGGACACGAGGUGGGAUACACCAUCCGGUUUGACGACUGCUCCGAUCCCCACGCCACGAGGAUUAAGUUCUUGACAGACGGCAUGCUGAUCCGGGAGAUGAUGGCCGAUCCUCUCCUGAAGAAGUACAGCGUGUUGAUGCUGGACGAAGCCCACGAGAGAACGCUGUACACAGACAUCGCCAUCGGUCUGCUCAAGAAGAUUCAGAAAAAGCGGCGAGACCUGAGGCUGAUCGUGGCGUCUGCCACUCUGGAUGCCAAGAAAUUUCACGACUUCUUCAACCUGAACGAGUCCGGGGACCCCAACAAGGACACGUGCGGGAUUCUGACGGUGGAGGGACGCACCUUCCCGGUGGACGUCUUCUACACCGUCAGCCCCGUGCCGGACUACGUGAAGGCCACAGUGGAGACGGUGCUGAAGAUCCACGAGACGGAGGACGACGGGGACGUGUUGGCUUUUCUCACCGGGCAGGAGGAGGUGGAGAAGGUGGUGUCCCUCCUGCAGGAGCAGGCCCGGACUCUGUCGCGGUACGGCAUGAAGAAGCACCUGAAGGUUCUGCCCAUGUACUCGGGUCUGUCCUUCGCCGAGCAGAUGAAGGUGUUCGAGAGGACGCCGCCGUCCGUCCGAAAGGUUGUGGUGGCCACCAACAUAGCCGAGACCUCCAUCACCAUAAACGGGGUCGUGUUCGUCAUCGACUGUGCGUUCGUGAAGCUGCGAGCGUACAACCCCGGCACGCCCAUCGAGUCGCUGGUGGUCACGCCCAUCUCCAAGGUUUCUGCCAGCCAGAGGGCCGGCAGACCCGGACGCAACCGCCCUGGGAAGUGCUUCAGGCUUUACACAGAGGAGGACUUUGAGAAGCUGCCGGCCUCGACUGUGCCGGAGAUGCAGCGCACCAACCUGGCCCCCGUCAUCCUGCAGCUCAAAGCGUUGGGCAUCGACAACGUGCUGCGGUUCAGCUUCCUGUCGCCCCCUCCAGCUCAGACCAUGGUCCAGGCUCUGGAGCUGCUCUACGCACUGGGAGGUCUGGACCAUUACGGACGCCUGACCGAUCCCAUGGGCGUGCGCAUGGCCGAGUUCCCGCUCAGUCCGAUGUUCGCCAAGAUGCUCCUGGAGUCGGGGAGCUUCGGCUGCUCCAAAGAGGUCGUCACCAUCGCGGCGAUGAUGCAGAUACAGAAUAUCUUUGUGGUUCCGUCCAAUCAGAAGAAAGCUGCCGCCCGAGAGCACAGGAAAUUUGCAGUUGCCGAGGGAGACCACCUGACCAUGCUGAAUGUGUUCGAGGCUUUCAUUAAGCACCAGAGGAGCUCCCAGUGGUGUCAGGAGCACUUCCUCAACUAUAAGGGUCUGCUGCGGGCGGUGACGGUGCGCGAGCAGCUCCGCCGCCUCAUGAACAAGUUCAAGGUGCCGCGAACUUCAAGCGAAGGCGACCCCGAUGUGAUCUUGAGGUGCAUUGUUUAUGGUUUUUUUGCCAACGCAGCCCGCAUCCACCAUUCCGGCUCCUACAGGACUUUACGAGACGACCGUGAGCUUCACAUCCACCCGAACUCUGUGCUGUUCGGAGAGAAACCUCCGAAGUGGGUCGUCUUCAACGAAGUGGUGCAGACGGCAAAGUACUACAUGCGUGACGUGACGGCGGUGGAGUCCUCCUGGUUGGUCGAGUUGGCUCCGCACUUCUACAAGCAGGCCAAGCACGGCUCGCUGGCCAGCAAGAGGUCCCGCGUCCUCUGAGUCUCCGCCCCCUCUGAGUCUCCGCCCCCUCGUCGUGGAAAGGAGGAGGAGCUUCCUCUCCGCUUCAUUGUGUAUAUAAAGAUGAAUUGUAUAUUAAUCGUCCACCUGCACAAAGCCUCAUCUCUCUCUCACUCACACACACACACACACACACACACACACACGUAUGUGUCCGUGCCCGGAUGAGCUGGAGUGGAUAUAUUUUUGACGUUGACACGCACACACACAGACACGCGGAGUGGGCGGAGUCCACUGCAGUGUGCUGGCGUGGUUCUACCUGUGCAUAGUCAGAGCUUCGGGUCAACACCUGGUUCUUGGCUUCAUUCUUCUUUUAAUUGUAUUUUCCUGCUGAAUGAUAAAUGAUGGAAGACACGUGUGUGUGUGUGUGAGAGAGGAUGGGGGCUAAUUUGCCCCCCCCCCCUCUCCCUCCCCCGUAGCCUGGGUGCCUUUUUUAUGUUUUUAACGGUUGGUUCUUGAUUUCUUUCCUCCCCGUCACACGCCGAGCGACCGAUAUGUACUUUGAGGAAACGGGCCGCAGAGGGAGAGGAAGGCCGAUACUGUGAAACCCCCCCCCCCCCCCCCUGCUUUUACUUUCUCCUGGUUUCCCGUGCCAGGUGGCCCUUGUCACCACUCUGUGCCAAGUUUUCACAUUUCUUUCAUUUUCAAGUUUUUCUUAAGAGAUGGAAUGUGACAAAACGCCGGCGCAUUGUAACUGAAAAGCUGUGAAAUCAAAAAGGAAGAUAAGACCCAACGUUCUGCAGCGUUUGUCUCCUCACACGUCGCCUUCGCUGUUCCUUUGUGUCCACGUCCCCCACCAGGUGUCAGUAGAGCUGCCGCUUAUUCCUCACCUUCAUUCCACGUUCACAGGCCUGGAUCCUCCCCCCGAUCUCCCCCCCCCUGUGAGCAGAGUGUCAAAAGGUUUGACGUUCGUUUCUCAAGCUACACUGUCACUCCUGCCUGCAUGGUUUUCCUUUGCUUUUCUAUUUGGUAGAUGUCGCUCUGCAGGUGGCCGCUGUAGAUAAUGUGAAAUCCAACCACAGAAGAACACGCCACUCCGUAGACGGGUGUCCUGCUCAGAACGAGAUGAACAUCCAAACGAGGAACCCGUGCAUGUCGAAGGGGGACUCUGAUGUAGACUUUAGUCUUAAGCUCGCCUUGUACGACUAAUUCAUCACAAACCGUCACGGGCCAGUUCUUCCUCACAUCUUCAAAUAAAGCCUUAUUGUCAUGACCUCA
This is a messenger RNA of Gasterosteus aculeatus aculeatus (three-spined stickleback), 3336 nucleotides long. RefSeq names its product DEAH-box helicase 35 (gene dhx35). The record is from RefSeq and is a predicted model, not a curated record. NCBI's taxonomy places the organism in Eukaryota, Metazoa, Chordata, Actinopteri, Perciformes, Gasterosteidae. Gene Ontology annotation, cellular component: intracellular anatomical structure; catalytic step 2 spliceosome. Gene Ontology annotation, molecular function: helicase activity; RNA binding; ATP binding.